Molecule: messenger RNA, 234 nt
Organism: Caenorhabditis angaria
Lineage: Eukaryota; Metazoa; Nematoda; Chromadorea; Rhabditida; Rhabditidae
Source: the annotation of a GenBank genome assembly
AUGGAAAAAUCCGUACGUUCUGCAAAACCAAAAGUGACAAUUACUGGAAAAGUUCCGGAGAAAAAAGCGCAGCCAGCAACUGCAACAUCUAAAACCGAAGUAACAGCACCGCCACCAACGGAAGGAUUCCAAAUUCGAGAUGAAGUUGAAAUGUUACGUGCUGGAUUCAAAAAUCGACAUGGAGAAGCUGUCAAAUCGCAAGGAGUUGAAUCUAUGAAUAUUGAAUUGAAUUGA